This is a messenger RNA of Diaporthe citri, 1053 nucleotides long. RefSeq lists its product as uncharacterized. NCBI's taxonomy places the organism in Eukaryota, Fungi, Ascomycota, Sordariomycetes, Diaporthales, Diaporthaceae. Gene Ontology annotation, molecular function: amino acid binding; ornithine carbamoyltransferase activity. The record is from RefSeq and is a predicted model, not a curated record. Gene Ontology annotation, biological process: L-citrulline biosynthetic process. Bases 1 to 1053 code for a protein of 350 amino acids. Gene Ontology annotation, cellular component: mitochondrion. The transcript is spliced from 3 exons.
AUGUUCCGCACAGCCAGGACAGCAGUGGCCCGUCUGCCGCUGAGCAGGGCGUACUCCAGCUCCGCACAACCUCGUCACUUGAUGUCCAUUAAUGAUCUGACCCCAGCCGAGUUCACCAAGCUCAUCCGCAACGCCAAGGCCCACAAGACAGAGGUUGCACAAGAUGACAAGCUCAGUGUGCUGGGCGGCGCCCUCACGGGCAAGACGGUCGCCAUGAUGUUCAGCAAGAGGAGUACCCGGACCCGCGUCUCAACCGAGGGCGCAAUUGCUCUCAUGGGCGGUCACCCCAUGUUUCUGGGCAAGGACGACAUCCAGCUUGGUGUCAAUGAGUCACUCUACGACACCUCGGUGGUGAUCUCCUCCAUGGUCUCGGCCAUGGUCGCCCGCGUCGGGCCACAUUCGGACAUCACCGGCCUGGCAAAGGACUCGAGCGUCCCUGUCAUCAAUGCCCUGUCCGACGACUUCCACCCGCUUCAGACCAUUGCGGACUUCCUCACUAUCCACGAGGCCUUCCCGUCCUCCUCUUCCGGCCCGGCAAGUCUGGGCCUUGAGGGCUUAAGGGUCGCCUGGAUCGGCGACUCGAACAACGUCCUGUUCGACCUCGCGUCCGCCUGCGUCAAGCUGGGCGUCGACAUCUCCGUAGCCUCGCCCGCUGGCUACGGGAUCCCCGAGCCCAUGAAGAAGCAUAUACUAUCUGCUGCUCAAGGUGUCUCCAGCCCCGGGAAGUUGUCGGAGACCACGGUCCCCGAGGAAGCAGCCAAGAAUGCGGACAUCCUGGUGACCGACACCUGGGUGUCCAUGGGACAGGAACAGGAGGCGCAGAAGCGGCUGAAGGCCUUUACAGGGUUCCAGAUCACCAAUGACCUGGCCAAGAGGGGAGGCGCGAAGGAGGGCUGGAAGUUCAUGCAUUGUCUGCCGCGACACCCUGAAGAGGUCCAUGACGAGGUCUUCUACAGUGACCGAUCAUUGGUCUUCCCGGAGGCUCAAAAUCGAUUGUGGGCUGCUGUUGCUGCACUUGAGGCCUUCGUGACCAACAAGGGCCGCAUUAUCUGA